Messenger RNA from Impatiens glandulifera, 1437 nucleotides. RefSeq names its product feruloyl CoA ortho-hydroxylase F6H1-3-like. Lineage: Eukaryota; Viridiplantae; Streptophyta; Magnoliopsida; Ericales; Balsaminaceae. The transcript has 2 exons. The record is from RefSeq and is a predicted model, not a curated record. The coding region runs from base 130 to 1251 and encodes 373 amino acids.
AUAUCACAUCCCUCUCAUAUUCUUUCUAUUCAUCUACUUAUAAUCUCGCUCCUCUUCAUCGAUCCUUAUAAACUCGUUUCAUUUAUAUAUUAAAUAUAUCUCUUGAUCUGCAUAUAUAAUUUAUAAUAUAUGGCUCCUGGAAUGACAAUCGCAUCAUCGGAGACGUCGUCAUUCGAUGUGAUAAAGUACGCCGUCCAUGAAGGGCACGGAGUGAAGGGUCUCUCCGAAUUGGGCCUCCGAUCCCUCCCCAGACAAUACGUUCAGCCUCUCGAGGAAAGGAUCGACAUGAAAACAGUGGUCAAUCAGCACUCCAUUCCCGUCAUCGACAUGUCCAACCUGCUCCACGAUCCCCAAGUGGCCGACUCCAUCUGCGACGCCGCCGAGAAAUGGGGCUUCUUCCAAGUGGUCAACCACGGGGUCCCCCUUCAGGUGCUGGAGGAUGUCAAGGAAGCCACCUACAGGUUUUUCAGGCAGGCGGCCGAGGAGAAGAAGAAACACUCCAAGGACAAUUCCCUCACCAACAAUGUCCGGUUCGGGACCAGCUUCACCCCUCACGCUGAGAAAGCCCUCGAGUGGAAAGACUAUCUUAGCCUAUUCUUCGUCUCCAAUCAGGAGGCCCAUGCCCACUGGCCUUCUUCCUGCAGAGACGAGGCCUUGGAAUUCCUCAACACCUCCGAAAUCAUGAUCAAGAACCUUCUCAAUGCACUCACUCAAAGGCUCAAUGUCCACAACGAGGACUUCGACCAAGCUAAAGAAAACCUCUUUAUGGGUUCCAAGAGGAUCAACAUGAACUACUAUCCCAAGUGCCCCAAUCCCGAUCUCACCAUCGGAGUCGGCCGCCACUCCGACGUCUCCACUCUCACCAUCCUCCUACAGGAUCAAGUCGGAGGCCUCUAUGUCAGGAAACUCCACCACGACGACGCUGCUGCUGCUGAUGAUCAGACCACCUGGAUCCACGUUCCUCCCGUCCCCGGAGCCAUUGUCAUCAACAUCGGGGACGCCAUGCAGAUAAUGAGCAACGGGCGCUACAAGAGUGUCGAGCACAGGGUCGCAGCCAACGGAUCCCACAACAGGAUCUCCGUUCCCAUAUUCGUCAACCCCAGGCCCAACGAUGUCAUCGGACCCUUGCCGGAGGUCAUACAGAGCGGGGAGACUCCCAUAUAUAAGCAAGUGCUCUACUCAGAUUAUGUCAAGCAUUUCUUUAGAAAGGCUCACGACGGCAAGGGGACUGUCGACUUCGCCAAGAUAUAAUAACAUUCAUUCAUACUCCUAAUUUCAUAAUCAAAUGUAUAAGAGGAGAGUAAUUGAGUUCAUUUAAUUUAAUUGUUUGUUGAAGAGAUGCACGUGCUAAUUCUACUUCAUCUCUAGAAGAUAUAUGUAUGGAUAAAUUAAUAUUAUUGAUUCAUUAUUAUCUUCAAAGUAAAAAAAGAUGAUGAU